AUGUCGUCAGGGGCCUUCGUCGACAGGAUAGAUCCCUUCGCCAAGCGAUCUCUCAAGAAGAAAUCCAAGAAGUCGCAGGGCUCCUCCCGCUAUCGCAACUCGCAGGAUGUUGAGCUUCAGCAGUUGCCUUUGCUUAAAGAUGUUAACGCUGCAGAGCAGGAGGAAUUAUUUAUCAAAAAAUUACGUCAAUGCUGCGUGGCAUUCGAUUUCAUGGAUCCAAUGGCUGAUCUCAAAGGCAAGGAAAUUAAACGAAGUACGCUCAAUGAAUUAGUCGAAUAUAUCACAGCAGGGCGAGGUGUCCUCACCGAGCCUAUUUAUCCGGAAACUAUCAAGAUGGUUUCUGCAAAUCUAUUCCGUACAUUGCCACCUAGCGAAAAUCCAGAUUUUGAUCCAGAAGAAGAUGAUCCAACCCUGGAGGCGAGUUGGCCUCAUCUUCAGUUGGUCUAUGAAGUCUUCCUUCGUUUUCUCGAAUCUUCAGAUUUCCAGCCUGCUAUUGGCAAAAAAGUUAUUGACCAAAAAUUCGUGUUACAGUUAUUGGACUUAUUUGAUUCGGAAGAUCCCAGAGAAAGAGAUUUCCUGAAAACCGUUUUGCAUCGUAUUUAUGGCAAGUUCCUGGGUCUUAGAGCCUUCAUACGCAAACAGAUUAACAACAUUUUUUUGAGGUUUGUGUACGAAACAGAACAUUUCAACGGGGUUGGUGAACUUCUUGAAAUUCUGGGUAGCAUUAUUAACGGAUUCGCUCUUCCUUUAAAAGUUGAGCACAAGCAAUUUUUGGUAAAGGUGUUGUUGCCACUACAUAAAGUGAAAUGUUUAUCGCUCUAUCAUGCGCAAUUAGCUUACUGUGUGGUACAAUUUUUGGAAAAAGACGCGACUUUAACAGAACCAGUUGUACGAGGCCUCCUUAAGUUCUGGCCUAAAACGUGCAGCCAGAAGGAGGUGAUGUUCCUUGGUGAAAUUGAAGAAAUAUUGGACGUUAUAGAACCUAAUCAAUUUGUUAAAAUACAAGAACCUUUAUUCAGGCAAGUCGCACGUUGCGUGUCUUCACCACAUUUCCAGGUUGCAGAGAGAGCAUUAUACUUUUGGAAUAACGAAUAUAUAAUGUCUCUAAUUGAAGAAAACAACCAAGUAAUAAUGAAGAUUAUGUUUCCAGCAUUGUACAAAAUUAGCAAGGAACAUUGGAAUCAGACGAUUAUAGCUCUUGUUUACAAUGUUUUAAAAACGUUUAUGGAGAUGAACAGCAAGCUCUUCGAUGAACUUACUGCCAACUAUAAGUUGGACAGGCAAAAAGAGAAAAGGAAAGAAAGAGAAAGGGAUGAGAUGUGGAAGAAACUGGCUGAAUUAGAACGACGCAAUACUCUCGACCGUAAUGCUCUCGCAGUUUCCUCCAAUAAUCCAGUUCCUGCCACUAACACAUCUAUGAUGCGAACUCGUCCUUGAAGUGGAAGUAUGGUAUCACGCUGCCCGAUUGUUAGUUCUUACAAUUAGUUUACUUCGAUUGUUCAUAUACACCGCGCGAAAAAUUCUUGUUAAUGAAACUAAGUAUCUCACGAAAACAUUCUUGACGUAAUCCAUUUUAUUAAUGUAAUUCAUUUUAUUAAUUGUGAAUGAAAUAUGUAGUAGAAUGAUGGAAGCAGAGAAAAGAAAUGAAAAAAAGAAAAAGAGUUUAUCACGCGACCUUAUUCUUCUUUAACAAAAAUAAUAACAAAAUAAAAUGUGGUGAUUAAUAAAUUCCAAAUGAUUUUAUGUAUACAUCAGAUAUAUUCAUACUUUGAUUUGUGUUUUAUUUAAAUGGCAAAAGAGAUUUCCACUAUAUGAUGUACUCGGUAUCAACACACAAAUAAUACGAAAAUGUCCCUUUUUGAGAUUUCGUUACUGCUCUCGAGGGGACAAUCACGGUGUAAAUUUCGAAAUGAACGAAGUACAUGUUGUUGUGAUCCUUAUGUUCAUGUCUGAAGGACGCAACACUUUGCACUCUCCCAGGCGACUAGUGUGUUGCCUUCUGACUGACCCUUGCUGCUUCUGAUAGAGCCAGCGAGUGUUUGAAUAUAUGUACCAUAUUCGUAUUAAUAAUAAUAAUGAUAAUUGUGACAGGUACGUAAUAAAAAUUAGAUAAAAAUGAAA
Atta colombica is the source of this 2121-nucleotide messenger RNA. It is a transcript of the gene wdb, whose product is annotated as serine/threonine-protein phosphatase 2A 56 kDa regulatory subunit epsilon isoform. The transcript has 9 exons. Gene Ontology annotation, biological process: protein dephosphorylation; signal transduction. The coding region runs from base 1 to 1437 and encodes 478 amino acids. Lineage: Eukaryota; Metazoa; Arthropoda; Insecta; Hymenoptera; Formicidae. Gene Ontology annotation, cellular component: cytosol; protein phosphatase type 2A complex; nucleus. The record is from RefSeq and is a predicted model, not a curated record. Gene Ontology annotation, molecular function: protein phosphatase activator activity.